AUGGCGAAGGCCAGCUCCACCAGCACUGUCCAAUUUUAUCAGGCCACAGUCACUCCACCUCCCUGCGACCCUUGUUUGGCAUGUGGGUUUCUGGAGUUGAGGACCCCCAGGACUGAUGCUUUGACGGGGCUGCUGAAAAGCAGCCACAUUCUGCCGCAUUUGCCGCGGGUCAUCGCUACAUGCAAGUCAGAUCUUGGAUCUCUGGGUCCAAAACACGCCCCGAGCGGGUCGACCUACGUCAAGACGCCAAAGGCUUUCCGCUCUCCACCCGCGCCCGGGGCGGCCCCUCGGCCCGAGCGGGCAUCCGAGCCGAGCGGGGCGCGGCGGCGGGCGCGGGAGCGCGCAGGGCGCGGCCGCUGCUCCGAGUGUCGCCCGCGCCCUCCGGGGCCGAGAGCCCCCGUCGUCCCCGCGCGCGUCACCAUGCUGCUCCCCCAGCUCUGCUGGCUGCCGCUGCUCGCGGGGCUGCUCCCGCCCGCGCCCGCGCAGAAGUUCUCGGCGCUCACGGUGAGUCCCGGCCCGCAGGGACCUGGCGAGCUCGCCUGCCGCCCCCUGCCGCUGGCCCGGCCCGUGUCCCCGCGCUUGCCUCGGGCCAAAGCGCUCAGACGCGGGGAGCAGGGUCCCGCGCGGCAACAAGGUCUGGGAACGCCGGCGCCGGCCCGCGGACUGUCCGAGGGCGGACCCACCGUGGACUUGGGCCCCCGCUCGCCGCUGACCGGUCGCCUGGAGCGCGUGGGGGACAGCAUGCACAUCCGCGCUCCUGCCCGCGCGUGGGUCACCGCGGUUGACCGCCGUGUGUUUUUCUUUCUUAGCUGCGACUUCUACGAGACAGUCUUGGCCGCCCGGGCGCGCGGUGCCAAACGCCUUCUGUUUUCUGCUGCUCUGCACAUUUCUUUACACUUGUCUGCCUUCUUUUUUUUCUCCCCCAAGUUUUUGAGAGUUGACCAAGAUAAGGACAAAGACUGCAGCCUGGACUGCGGAGGCUCUCCUCAGAAACCUCUCUGUGCCUCUGACGGAAGAACCUUCCUGUCUCGCUGUGAAUUUCAACGUGCCAAAUGCAAAGACCCUCAGUUAGAAAUUGCUUAUCGAGGAAAUUGCAAAGACGUGUCCAGGUGUGUGGCCGAGAGGAAGUACACUCAGGAGCAGGCCCGGAAGGAAUUCCAGCAAGUGUUCAUUCCGGAAUGCAAGGAUGAUGGCACCUACAGUCAGGUCCAGUGUCACAGCUACACAGGAUACUGUUGGUGUGUGACACCCAAUGGGAGGCCCAUCAGUGGCACUGCCGUGGCCCACAAGACCCCCAGGUGCCCUGGUUCUAUAAAUGAAAAGUUACCUCCACGGGAAGGCACAGGAAAAACAGAUGAUGCCUCAGCUCCUGCGUUGGAGACUCAGCCUCAAGGAGAUGAAGAAGAUAUUGCAUCACGUUACCCUACACUUUGGACUGAACAAGUUAAAAGUCGACAGAACAAAACCAAUAAGAAUUCAGUGUCCUCGUGUGACCAGGAGCAGCAGUCGGCGCUGGAAGAGGCCAGGCAGCCCAAGAACGACAACGUGGUGAUCCCUGAGUGCGCUCACGGCGGCCUCUACAAGCCGGUGCAGUGCCACCCCUCCACGGGCUACUGCUGGUGCGUCCUGGUGGACACUGGACGGCCCAUCCCCGGCACGUCCACCAGGUAUGAACAGCCAAAAUGUGAUAACACAGCCAGGGCCCACCCAACCAAAACAAGAGAUUUGUACAAGGGCCGCCAGCUCCAAGGUUGUCCUGGGGCCAAAAAGAAUGAGUUUCUAACGAGCAUUCUGGACGCACUGUCUACCGACAUGGUCCACGCGGUCUCGGAUCCCUCCUCCUCCAGCAGGCUUUCGGAACCCGACCCCAGCCACACGCUGGAGGAGAGAGUGGUCCACUGGUAUUUCAAGCUACUUGAUAAAAAUUCCAGCGGCGACAUCGGCAAAAAGGAGAUCAAGCCCUUCAAGAGAUUCCUUCGGAAAAAAUCCAAACCCAAAAAAUGUGUGAAGAAGUUUGUUGAGUACUGUGAUGUGAAUAAUGACAAAUCCAUCUCCGUCCAAGAGCUGAUGGGCUGCCUGGGCGUGACGAAAGAAGAAGGUAAAGCAAACACCAGGAAGCGUCAUACCCCUAGAGGUAACCCUGAAAGCACUUCGAAUAGACAGCCACGGAAGCAAGGAUAAGUGGCUCCCACAUCCGAGGCAGUUCCUAGACAUGUGGGAGACUCCCUCCCCAAAAAGCAAUUAAAAAACAAAACCAAAAACACAUAGUAUUUGCACUUUGUACUUUAAAUGUAAAUUCACUUUGUAGAAAUGAGAUAUUUAAACAGACUGCUUUAAUCUGUGAAAAUGGAAGGGCUGGCUUCAGAAAAUUAAUCACAUACAAUGUAUGUGUCCUCUUUUGACCUUCGAAAUCUGUCCUUGGUGGAGAUUUGUCUUGAAUGGAUUUAAGCUUCGUUUCUUCAUCCUACACAUGUUAACAUAGAAACCUUAACCUGGGGCACUUUGGUUCCAGUCCUCUGCCUUUCUUCCUAACUGUGCAGUCACCUCUAGUCAUGCCCAGUUUGCUUCCUUUGAAAUCUACUGUACUUGCAGCGUUGCUGCUUCCUUGUCGGAAGCUUUACGAUUCCGUAGACGUUAGCAAUCUACUGCUGUCCUCAUCACGCAAUUAACAAGUGCAUGGAUUUGUUUGUUUCUUGGGAUUUUGUGUUAGUUUUGCUUUCCAGAGAUCUCGCUCAUGCAUUGAGUUACCCAACCACUAAAGCCAUCUUUACAGCUAGUGCCCUGGUAGAAAAGACUGUUUUUCAGACUAUCUUUGAUGUGCCUGCUUUUCUGUUUCAAGCUUCUGUUUGCGCUUUUCCUUGAGCUCAGAUUAAUCAUGUAGGAAAAUGCUCGAGAAUCGUACCUGCUGUCCUGAGGCAGCGUAAAGGGGCCCAUUGUUCAGAAAAGUAGAUUUAAUCAUGGUGUGG
Molecule: messenger RNA, 2966 nt
Organism: Ceratotherium simum simum (southern white rhinoceros)
Lineage: Eukaryota; Metazoa; Chordata; Mammalia; Perissodactyla; Rhinocerotidae
Source: RefSeq, a predicted model, not a curated record